This is a messenger RNA of Nematolebias whitei (Rio pearlfish), 945 nucleotides long. Its product is annotated as gelsolin. Gene Ontology annotation, molecular function: phosphatidylinositol-4,5-bisphosphate binding; actin filament binding. Gene Ontology annotation, cellular component: cytoplasm; actin cytoskeleton. The record is from RefSeq and is a predicted model, not a curated record. Gene Ontology annotation, biological process: actin filament severing; barbed-end actin filament capping; actin polymerization or depolymerization. Lineage: Eukaryota; Metazoa; Chordata; Actinopteri; Cyprinodontiformes; Rivulidae.
CACAUCUGCAACCUCAAGCAGCUCUCCUCCGUCGUCCCUCUCUGCUUUGUGCUUCACUCUGAAAACUAGCCAUCAUGGUUUGUCACAAGGAGUUUCAGGAUGCAGGGAAGCAGCCGGGGCUGCAGGUGUGGCGUAUUGAGAGUUUGGACCUGAAACCCAUUCCCAAAACACUGCAUGGCAGUUUUUACAGCGGGGACGCCUACGUGCUGCUCUUCACCACCGCAGCACCCUCCUAUAACAUACACAUGUGGCUGGGAGGUGAGUGCUCACAGGAUGAGAGUGGAGCUGCAGCCAUCUUUGCCACGCAGCUGGAUGACUUCCUGGGUGGCGGGCCGGUGCAGUACCGGGAGGUGCAGAACCAUGAGUCCAACACCUUUCUGGGGUACUUCAAGUCAGGCAUCAAGUACCAGAAAGGGGGCGUAGCAUCAGGUUUUAAACACGUGGAGACCAACGGCAUGAACGUGUCGCGCCUGCUUCACGUCAAGGGCCGCAGGGCCAUCAGAGCCACAGAGGUGGACAUGAGCUGGGCGAGCUUCAACAAGGGGGACUGCUUCAUUAUUGACUUGGGAAAGGACGUGUACCAGUGGUGCGGCAGUGAGUGUAACAAGUUUGAACGGCUGAAAGCCUCCCAGGUCGCCAUUGACAUCAGAGACAACGAAAGGAAUGGUCGAGCCAAGGUGCACAUGGUGGAGGAGGACCAAGAACCAGAAGACGUUAUAAAGGCUUUAGGACCCAAACCCGCCAUUGCUCCCAGUACUCCAGAUGAUGAGAAGGUGGACACCUCCAACAAGAAGAAGGCUGCCCUCUACAUGAUCUCAGAUGCUUCUGGUUCCAUGAAGGUGACGUGUGUGGUCCAGUCCAGUCCCUUCAAGCAGGCUAUGCUGUCGCCUGAGGAGUGCUAUAUUGUGGACAACGGAGUGGAUCAGAACAUCUUUGUUUGGAAAG